Messenger RNA from Lycium ferocissimum, 3268 nucleotides. RefSeq names its product jacalin-related lectin 2-like. The record is from RefSeq and is a predicted model, not a curated record. Lineage: Eukaryota; Viridiplantae; Streptophyta; Magnoliopsida; Solanales; Solanaceae. The transcript has a single exon. Bases 2560 to 3090 code for a protein of 176 amino acids.
GAUUUUAGUUAAUUACUUUUGAGUUUUUCCUUAGUAUAAUUAUUUAUUUAUUAUUUUUGGUUUAAAAGUAGUUGAUUAAUAUAUUUAUUGUAGUAUUUUUAUUUUACACCCUUCAUGAAAAAAAAAGAAAAUAAAAAAGGGGGAAAGGAGAACAAAUACCAUAUUGCCACAUGAUAAAUUUCAUCCCUGCCCAAUCCAUGACAUAUUUCAUUUUAGGAAUAAAAAUAUUCUAGUAUUAGGACUUUUUAUAAAAUUUAUCAAAAUUAGACACUCUAUAAAAGAAAAUUAAGACAUAAUUUUCUAAUCUCGACAAAAUCAUCCUAACACACUAACAUCAACAAUCAGCAGCCACUCUCAUUUUUUUUACAAAGGACAUCACAAUCUUUUCUUCCAUAUAGAAAAACCAGAGACUGCACCAAUAGACACAUACACACACUAAUCAGUGGCCUAUACAAAAAGAGGGUUUAGUAAUCUUAUUGAGAUAAAAAAAUUAUUUGAUGUAGAGUUUGGCUAGUUUCAUUAGUUAGUUUGAAUGAAAAGUAUUGCCGUCGAAGGUUCGCACCGCCCGUCUUCUUUAAUUCUAUUAUGCAUAUAAGUGUAUGGUCUUUAUUAAUGGAAUUUGUGAGAAAUAAACUACUCCCUUUUAGUGAUUACUUUCAAUUUUAAUGAACUUAGUUAGGCUAAAUGGUUUACUACAGUUUACUAUUAGAUUAAUUUAAGUUGAGCUUUAGUUUUUUUUAAUUGGUCAGGUUGAUGUGACCUACUUGGUUAUUGUCAAUAUGAAAUGGGCUGUUUUGAUUAAUUGUUUUAGAAGGCUUUUUUUUUUUUUUUUUUUUUUGGUCUAAUGCAGUAAAGUAAUAUGCAUCUUGUUGUGUCUAAAAAUGAUGUAUUUGCUUUGACUUUUAACUUAAAGAAUAGCUUUAAUACUAGUUCAUUCAAUCGUUCACUGCAUGGUGUGGUUUGUUAUUUUGAGUUUGGCACCGUUCUUUCAUUUUUGUCCUUUUAAUCAAUUAAACCUGAAGGCAUUAUUUUGUUUUUCUCAUUGCUUUAAUUUUAGCCGUUACAAGCACGUCUAUAUUCGUCAAUAUUGUAGACAAACGUUGGGCCAUGAUCGAGGCCUAACUAACUUAAUUAUUAAUUGUGAGAUGAGCGAGAUGAGGUGCGAUUUAUUUCAAACCCUGUUGUCAAGUAUUAAAAAAAAAAAAAAAGGAGUGGUAAAACCAAUUGUAAGGGAACGAGAUGGGUUGCGAAUUUAUUCAAAACCCGUUGUCGAAAGAGUGAAAAUUAAUAAUAACCUAACAAUAUUAAGUCUCGGAUUUUAGAGACAAAUAAUUGCUUUUAACGCUAGAUGAGCUUUAGGCACGUUUCAAGAUGUUUGUUUCGAUUAAGAAUGCGGUUACGCAUCUUAUUUCGAGACGCUUUAAACAACUCAAGGAUGCGGUUACGCACCUUGGCCAAACUCAUUUUAAUAACCAAUCUUGUUUCGAUUAAGAAUGCGGUUACGCAUCUUAUUUUGAGACGCUUAAAAGGUCCGGAAUGCGGUUAGGCAUCCAGGUUAAGGCUAAUAAAAGUUCAACAAAUAAAAAUACGAGCAAAUCAAGGCUCGAGAACAUAAUUUAUCCAAAUUUGGUUUAAGCUAAGUAUUAGUCGAUUAAGCGACCAUGCUAGAACUACGAGACUCGAGGAAUGCGUAACAGCUUCUCCCCGGUCUUCUGUUUUCGCUAAACAAUAAUAAAAGAGUCAUUUCCUUUUAAUUAGGGGUUCAUAAGGUGCCUUGGAACACUAAAACUCAAUUCCAAGUGGCGGCUCUGAAUUAAUAAAUAAUCCCUUUUCAAAAUGUCACUUCAAAUGGAAAAACCCUUUGACAAUAAAAACCUAUGCGUUCAGUCGCGUGGGGCCCAAAAAGGGGUGUGACAAUGAGUCGUGUUUUUCCCAAUUGAGAGGACUAUUCCUUGAGAACUCUUAUCAUUGUAUACUUACAAAAAAACAUAUGAGAUGCUUCUAUUUGGAAUUUAUUUUUCAUUAAUUUGUAUCAUUUCUCUUAUAUAUUAAUUUUUCUAAAGAAAUUCAUAUGUAUAUUUUUCUACUAUUAAUAAGUGAAAGUUUGUGGAUACUACGAAGGGUAUUUAUGUAAAUUUAUCAUUUCCUAAUUGGUGUUUGACCCAUUUCACCUUUACACUGCUUUAAGAAUCUUUCAUAUAUUUGUUACUUUCAAUGUUUCGUUUGCAUUUAUUAGAAGAAGUUUCACGACCGCAUGAAGCGCGGUUGAAUUUACUAGUAUUAAUAUAAUAGCGUAAAGAUUUUUGUAUUAUGAAAAGAAAAAAAAGUAGCUUCAAAACAAACUUUAUAUAACGAAAAAUGUUUAAUUCAAACUCAGAUUUUACUUUAUAAAUCAGGAGGGAAUUUAAUGCUAAUCAUUUUUCUAUUCCAAAUUUUAUGAGCAAAAGAAAGUGGCUUAGGGCUCCGAGUACUGAAACGUAGGUUUAGGGUUAAAGAAAAGCCUAUUUAUAUUAAGUUGGUCUUUCAACUAAUACUCCAAUUGAUCAGAAACGAUAAAAUAUGGAUAUGGUCAAAGUUGGUCCAGCGAAAGGACGAGGAGAAUUAGGAACCCUUUGGAAAGAAAAGGGACGAGGAGAAUUAGCCCAGUUUUUUGUUGCAUACAAUGGUAUCAGAGUUUCUUCACUGCAGUUCUUGUUCUACGAGAAUAGCACAUUAGUGUUGUCAGACAAACAUGGUAGUGACAAUUGUAAGAAGUUCAAUGCAAUUGUCUUGGAUUAUCCAUCAGAGUUUCUUACUUCGAUCAGUGGUCAAUUCGGGGAGAAGGACGGAAUUAGUUAUUUGAAAACAAUAUCAUUUUGCACCAACAAGGGAUCCUAUGGACCAUUUGGGAGUACUGCAACUGAUGGCAGCGACUUCUUCAACUUUGAGAUAGGAAAUUAUCGUUCUUUUUGUGGUUUUCGCGGCACCGCACAUGGGUAUGGCAUUGGGAGUAUUGGAGUCUAUGUGAAGCCCAUCACAACCUCCAUGAUUCAUUUUAGAAAUCCUCUAGUAAAGGUUAAAAGGGUAGAAGAUCAAGAGAAGGUGGUUUAACUCAAGAUGCAUCCCUCUUUUACAAAUUUCUGAAUGAUACAGUUCGUAUUAGUUCUCUAUUGCUUAUGGUUGUUUCUACUUUUCAUAUCAAUUUCAGCUGGUGUUACUUGUUAUAUGAGAAUAGUUUUCCUACUCUGAAAAAUGAAUAUGAAGAAGAUGGCUAACGCUCUAUUCUCUA